Molecule: messenger RNA, 1872 nt
Organism: Fulvia fulva
Lineage: Eukaryota; Fungi; Ascomycota; Dothideomycetes; Mycosphaerellales; Mycosphaerellaceae
Product: High-affinity methionine permease
Exons: 5
Coding region: 1-1872 (623 amino acids)
Biological process (GO): amino acid transmembrane transport
Cellular component (GO): membrane
Molecular function (GO): L-amino acid transmembrane transporter activity
Source: RefSeq, a predicted model, not a curated record
AUGCCUCUCAACGCGAACGAGGAAGCUUUGAUAGGGAAGCCUUCUACAGCAGAUCUUGACUAUGAGCAUCAAAGAGUGGAAUAUGCGCCCGAGGAACAACACAAGAUUGGAAAGUGGACUCUGGUCGCGCUCAUCCUAAACCGAACGAUCGGCUCUGGCAUCUUCCUAACACCGCAUCGGAUCCUGACUGGCGUUGGCUGUGUCGGCGGUGCGCUCUGUGUCUGGGUCCUGGGUGCUCUCAUCUCGAUAUGCGGUCUUUACGUCUGGUUGGAAUGCGGCUUGUCGAUGCCACAGAGAAGAGUUCGAGUCGAGACCGAGCCUCGAGGCGUUCCUCGAUCUGGUGGCGAUAAGAACUACCUUGAGUUCAUGUUCCCAAACCGCGGACUCAGGCUCCCACACUUCAGGACAACAUGCUCAUUCUCGAUCAUGUUCCUACUGAUGUAUAUUCUCUCUGGCAACGCGAUCUCCUUUGCGAUCCAGGUGAUGACAGCAUCUGGACACUACGAUCGCGACUCUGGCGAUCUCCCUCCUCGAGGUAUUGUUAUUGGCAUAGCUAUAUCCGCUUUGAGCCUGGUGGUCUUGCUUCAUGCCUUCUCCCGAAACAUUGGCAUCUUCAUCAACAAUGGCUUCGCCAUUAUCAAAGUGGCACUUCUGUUGACCAUAAUCUGUCUGGGAAUUGCGAAAGCAGCUGGCAAGUUCGGUGGUCCAGGCGACGUUCAAAAGGAUGUCGGAUCCUGGUCAAACUCGCUCCUGCUGUGCAUGUACGCCUUCUCCGGAUACGAGCAACCCUUCUAUGUCCUUGCUGAGACGAAGAGCCCUCGAAAGAACGGUACACCUCGAUUGCAAUGCUAUCUCUUGGUGGUCGACAAAAGCGAAGUCUUGCCCGAGCAGGGCGGCAUCCCUGAUAGCUUCGACCUGGCUACGCUCUUCUUCGAUAACCUGUGGAAGAAUGAUCAUCAAGGAGCUGCGCGUGCUAUGGCUGCAGUCAUCGCCGUAUCAAUCUUCGGCAAUCUAUGGGAGAUUGCGAAAGAAGGCAUCCUGCCCUUCUCUCUGAUCAUUGCCACAUCAUACAGAACGCCUUCCGGCAUGCUCAAACGAGCCUUCUCCAGGAAUCCACGCUCAGAAGAGCAAGUAGAACAAGCUACGACGGCAACUUUCGGUCUGCACUGGCUUACAUCAGUCGUCUUGAUCGCAGCCACUGCGCCGAUCCUCGAUCCGCGCAGGACGUACUCCAUCUUGAUCUCCCUGUAUUCGUAUACGAUCAUACUGGUCCUGGGGUUCUGGGUGUCCUUCGGGCUAGUCAUGACCAAAUUCCGCAAGUCCCAAUGGCACUGGCAGGAGCGCCGCCGGUCUCGUCCGUGGCUUUCACCAGCGCACGCCAUCAUCUACUGCAUCGCCACAGCUUUCAUGCUCGUAGCGGCGUUUGUGCCGUCGCAACGCGGAUCACCUUUCCACGAGUCGGUCACUGGUUUGCCGUGGUACCUCAUUCCUGCGAUAGGCAUCACAGGUCCGUUUUGGGGACUGCUGUGGUACGGAGGCUUCAGACUGUACGAGUCCAAGAUGAGAUGUCGGCAACUUGUCGUGACUAGGGAAGCGUACUGGGCGCGAGACCCAGGCUGCCCGGGAGAGUACGUUCAGCUUGCCGAAAUUAUCGAUCACACGUGGGAAGUGGCAACGCGAGAGGACAUGUCCGAUGAGUUCGAGAAGCCUCGUACCGCGUUGCUUGAGCAUAGGAGUACGCCCAUGAUGCGAAUGUCAAGUCCCAGCAAAGGCGAUGGAAGUGAUGGACAGUUGUUGGAGGAGGGCAAGGCAGGAGGCCGUGUUCGAGAUCAGGACGUGGGUAUUCCUAGACGUCUUUCUGAUAGCUUUUGA